AUGGCGAUGGCUUCCGGCUCAAAUUCCGGCGACCCAAUCUCCUCCUACACCCAAACCCACCGCAUCGUCCUUCUAAUCGACCUAAACCCACUCCUCCAUCUCCAAGACCCGACCCAAUACCUCACCUCUCUCCUCUCCUCAAUCAAAACCCUAAUCUCCUUCCCUUCUCUCUCUUCCUCUCUCUUCGCCGCCAGGCCCUUCUUCUCGUCUCUCUCUCCUCUCCUCUCCGCCUCCAAGCUCCCGUCUUCGUCUCUGACGAUCUCUUUCAACUCGCCGGAAGACACUUACCGAUCCCUGUCUCAAACCCUGGCGUCUCUCUCGUUUGACCGGAAGUUGACCGGGUCCGAUUCGCCGCGGGGAGCGUCUGUUGCGGCGGCGAUGCGGCAGCUGGUGCAUGAUUACGCUUGGGAGCCGGUGAUCUGCGACGCCGCCGCGGCGGAGACCGGUACGUUUUCGAAUUGUGGUGGUUUGAGGUCUAAUUUGGCUGUUGUGUUUUCACCGGCGUGUCAAUUUGUGAAUGAGUUCUUGAAUUGUGAGAGUUUGGGGGAUUUGAAUGUGUUUUGUGAGAGGUUUCGAGGGGUUUUCGAGAAUGUGGAUGAGGCAUUUGUGUGUAGAGAUAUUCAAUUGAGUUGGGUUGAUGUUAAGUAUGGAUUCGAUUGUGGUGAGGAUGAGGUUGGAUUGAAAUGUGGUGUUUUUGAGAGGGGGGUUAGGAGUUUAGGGUGGGGGUUUUGCUCAUCUGAUUCGAUUGUGCUUGGUUCGGCUCUUGUUCCGUUUGGUUUGAUUUAUCCAGAGAUUGGGGUGUCAUCUAGGAUUUUCGGGUGUAGUGAUCGAUAUAGGAAGGUUAGAGCACAUUUGAAUCUUGAGAUUUUGGAUGUAAAGGGGAUGCCUUUGGAGUGCAAGUUUUGUGAUCUUGAGUUGGUUGAUUUGAAAAUGUUGCGUAGGAGUAGAGGUGAUGAUGGUUUGUUUUUGGUGGAAGGCAUGAACUCACAGACAAGAGGUCAUGAGGUGAAGAGGCUGUUCUGGGGAAGUGUUGGCAAUGGAGUGUUGAAGAUUCAGGUUAAGGCUUUGCAGAAGGAUAGUGAGUUUGCGAAAUUUAAGGGGGAAUUGUCGGAUCCGAUUCUUGUCUAUGAAGUUUCAGGAAAAGAUGGAAGAGAAGUUUCUGGUGGUUUGUUUGUUGAUAAGGUUCUUGAAAUGCUAUCAGUGGAAUUGGAUGAGUUUGUACCGAGGAAAUUGGUGCCUGUGUGGCAGAUUCUCUUGAGUUUUAUAUACAGGGAGGGUUGCUGGGCUUUAGUGUCUAUUUCUAAUGAUAGUGGUGUAUCACAUACUGGAAUCCUUAAGCCUUUUACAGUUUCAUCAGCUCUUCUGUUUGUUAUGGAGGAAGGAUUUCAUCCUCACGAAAAAGGGCAUGGGAUCGGUGCAGUUGUUAAGGGUCAAUCUCAUCCAAAGAUGAACAGUGAGAUGUGCAAACCUGAUGCUGAUUUGGAUGACUUGUGUGGGUCACAAACUGGGCCUUCACCAUCUGAUAAGCAUGCUGCUGAGAUUGAUGGAAAGAAGAAAAGUAGCAAAAGAAGUUCACAUUCACUCGAAGAUCUCACCUGGAGUUCUUUCUGUAAGGCAGCAUUCAAAUUUUCAGACUUACAUUUGGAAGAGAUUUACUUUGCCAGGCAACGUAGCAGCUCAAAAAGGUUGAAAUUUCUGAAAUGCUGGAUGAAACAGAUUAAAAAACUGAAGUAUCCUAUAACGAAGGAGUCUAAGGUGCACCAGGAAAACCAAAAGGAGAUGAGCAAUAGGUUGGAUUUGUUGCACCAAGAGAGCGAACAGCCAAUGUCAUCGUCUGGUUCAGCUGGAGAAAUUUCUUUCUCUGUGGCUUUUGGAGUACAGGAUGAAGCUGCUCAGGAACAUAGAUUACGAACCUCAGAAGAUUUUUUCAGUAAUUUCUUUGAUAAGAUCCAACAAGGGCUAGAAUCUGAAGCAGUAGACUUGGGGGCAUUUGCACAGCGGCUUGUGAGUCAAUCAAUAUAUUUCUUGACUCAAAAGCAUAGCACAACAUCGCCUUCAGAAGAUCAAACUCCUGUAAAAUCUGACAAUCUUGAUGAUUUGGUUACUGCUGAACUGUUAAAACUUUUACUCAGAGAUCCCAAGGAUAUGGUUGCAAGGCACAAAAGCUAUGAUCCAUCUUCUCAAGCAUCUGAUCCUGGAUGUGAAGGCUUUACUUCAGAAAUAAUAGUUCGAGAAUAUGAAUUACAGAUACUUUUCCGGAUGGAGAUUUUACAAUCAGAAGUUGGAGCAAGUAUCAAAGAUGCUGUGAAACAGAAGUUUGUGAAACAUAUUUGCACGCUUUUGGAGACCAUUCGUGCUCGGUGUCAUCUGGAGGGAGGCUUCUUUGGUGACUGGACCCUAGAAAAUUAUGCUGGAAAGAUGAUAAAAAGCAGGUACUGUCAGACUCUUGAAGACGUGGUUCAUAAAAUCUACACAAAAAUGGAUCUGUUACUGUUUGAUGAUGAGGAAGAACUCCCUAAUAUUUUAUUCAACAGCGAGGAUAGCAGUCAUUCAUACAAAGAAAAACCAGGGAAAGAUGAGGUGGGUGAAAAUAGUAGAGUCAAAAAAUUGGUAUCAGCAGAAGAUGAAUCCCCUGAUCCACAGAAACAUUACAAUGGAAGACCAAGUGCUCAAGUAGUUAAACAAGAAGAGCAUGCUCGCAAGUUGAUGAAAGCUCAAGAGAGUAGAGAGAGGGCUAGGAGAUUUGCUUCUUUUACAAGUCGGGUAGCUGAUUUGCAGCGAGUUUGGGCCCCAAAACAGCCAAAGGCGUUCAAGCCAAAAUCAAAUUCUCUUCCAAAGCCAGCUAAGAGGAAGAACCGUACAGAUUCCUGUUGUGAGAGAGUGUUAGAAACUCCAAUGACAGAAAAUAAACGAAUCCACAUGGAUGAUGAAGAUUACCGUGACUAUGGAAGCGGUUCUGUUUCUAAAUCAUUGUUUCAGGAUGACUAGUAAGUGGAGCUGUAGCCUUUCCCUAGAUGCAAUGGCAUGGAGCUUUCCCAGGUAUAUGCUAAAUAAUAUCUGGAAGCUAUUAGGAAGUUUAACCGAAGUUGGCUCAUCAUAACCAUUUCAACUGUCUGAUAAAAAAACUGAAAAACAUGAAAAAUGUGAUUUUACUCUGUCAACUCUAAUAGUGUUAUCAAUUUGCUGUAAAUGAUACGAAUUGAGUUGUACUUUAGUGUGAUACUAACAUGCAAGUGUGGUAUCUCUCAGCUGGUAGUUCAUUUGUUCAGUCCAUGCAUC
Fragaria vesca subsp. vesca is the source of this 3279-nucleotide messenger RNA. RefSeq lists its product as uncharacterized. Lineage: Eukaryota; Viridiplantae; Streptophyta; Magnoliopsida; Rosales; Rosaceae. Gene Ontology annotation, molecular function: chromatin binding. Bases 1 to 2988 code for a protein of 995 amino acids. Gene Ontology annotation, biological process: response to ionizing radiation; mitotic G2 DNA damage checkpoint signaling; regulation of DNA-templated DNA replication initiation. Gene Ontology annotation, cellular component: nucleus. The transcript has 3 exons. The record is from RefSeq and is a predicted model, not a curated record.